Oryzias latipes (Japanese medaka) is the source of this 2548-nucleotide messenger RNA. It is a transcript of the gene cfap52, whose product is annotated as cilia and flagella associated protein 52. Lineage: Eukaryota; Metazoa; Chordata; Actinopteri; Beloniformes; Adrianichthyidae. The record is from RefSeq and is a predicted model, not a curated record. Gene Ontology annotation, molecular function: protein binding.
GGAGAUCUUCCGCUUGAUCGGUUGCUAAGUAACCGUCUGUUUUGGUGCAUACGUUGAGAAAUAGACUCGGGCGAUAAUUUUUCAUCAAAAGAGGUUUACGGAUAAUAUUUUUGUCGUAAUAUUUUUACGGAUUAUAUUUUUUUGCUCUUGUCGUUGUUUUAUCGUUGGUUUGUUUUGUUUGUUGCUCAAAUCGUGCGGUGAGUGUUUUUCACCUGAUGGCGGGCGAUAUUCCCAGCAUUCCUCAGCUGGAGUUGGAAGCUGUCAUCGGAUUUAACGGCCGUGUUCCUUCAGGCCUGAGACUCCAUCCAGACAAACAACACCUCAUCUAUCCUCUGGGAUGCACUGUGAUUCUGAGGAGCAUCAGUGAUGACAAACAGGAGUUCCUGCACGGACACACCAACAAUGUGUGCUGCCUCUCUGUGUCCAGAAGUGGAACCUACAUUGCCUCUGGACAAAUCAACUUUUUGGGAUUUAAGACAACAGUAUUUAUCUGGGACUAUGCACAAAGAUCUGUCUACGCUGAGCUGGUUCUUCACAAGGCCAAGGUUGAGUCACUGGCGUUCUCACCUAAUGACAAGUACUUGGUGUCUUUAGGAGGUCAAGACGACGACAGCAUAGUGGUUUGGAACAUUGAGACCAAACAGGCCAUCUGCGGGAGCACGGCAACAUCUCAUGUCGCCAGGCACUGCCUUGUAGUGCAAUACUCCAACACAGAUGAUAACGUCUUUGUUUCUGCUGGGAGUGGAACUUUGCGAGUUUGGGAACUGGAUGUCGCCAACAGAAAGAUUAGACCCACUGAGUGUAAAUUAGGUAAACUUCAGAGGAAUAUUAAAUGUGUGGAGAUCUCAAACGAUGAUCAAUUCCUCUUCUGUGGAACCACCAGUGGGGACAUACUAAAAGUCAACCUCAGAACUGGACUUUUGAGUGACUUUGGUCCAGUUAAAGCAAAACACAGCCUUGGUGUAAGUGUUCUCAGAGUAAUGGAAUCUGGGGACCUCCUCGUGGGUUCUGGAUCCGGCGUCUUAACUUUGUGCUCUAAAACGAACUUUAAAAUGCUCCAGAGCAUCCAGCUGGAGAAAGGAGUGACUUCCAUCACUAUCAAAGACACAGGACAGCAGUUCUUUGUUGGGACAGAAGCUGGCUUAAUCUAUCGCAUGAGCUCUGAUGACUUCAAAGCUGAAGUGGUUUUCACCAGCCACACCAGUGCCGUGAAAGACGUGGUCAUGCCUUUUGGGACAUCUGAACUGUUUGCAACCUGCUCUGAUGAUGACAUCAGACUGUGGCACAUAGACAAACCCAAAGAGCUCCUGCGCAUCCCUGUCCCAAACAUGACCUGCAAUGCCCUGGACUUCAUGAUUGACGGACACAGCCUCAUCAGCGCCUGGAACGAUUGUAAGAUUCGCGCAUUUGGACCUGAAACUGGACGAUUGAUGUUCACAAUCAAUGACGCUCACAAAAUGGGGGUAACAGCCAUCGCUGGCACCAGAGACUGCAAGAGGAUUGUCAGUGGAGGGGGGGACGGACAGGUACGUGUUUGGGAGCUGCUGCCACAUUGCCAUCGGUUGGUGGAGAUCAUGAAAGAGCACAAAGCCACCGUCUCCAGUUUGAAAAUCAAGUCUAACGACAAAGAGUGCGUCACUGCCAGCGUUGAUGGAACCUGCAUUGUCUGGGACCUUGAACGGUUUGUAGGCCUUCAAAGGAUGAUUGCAAACACCGUGUUUCGGGCGAUGUGCUAUCACCCAGAGGAGCACCAGAUCAUCACCAGUGGAACUGACAGAAAGAUUGCGUACUGGGACGUGUAUGACGGCUCUAUCAUUAGAGAACUGGAGGGCUCCCAGUCCGGCGCCAUCAAUGCCAUGCACAUCACAAAGGACGGCGGUUAUUUUGUGACAGGUGGAGAUGACAGGGUGGUGAGAGUGUGGAGCUACAUGGAGGGCGUGGUCACCCAUGUGGGCAUUGCCCAGGGUGGUAGCAUCACCAGUAUGAAGAUCUGCAGUAACAAUCGCAUUUUAGUCACCACCAGCGCAGAUGGAGCCAUCAUGCAAUGGAAGUUCCCUCAUCCUCCCAGCUCUUAAAGUGUUGUUCAAACGUGCACAGAAAAACAGAAUCCUUCGAUCAACUGCACAUUCAUACCUAAAUGUUUUAGAUAGUUUCUUUGACCUAAAUGUUCAGUGAUUUCAGACUUGCACAGUGUGCUGUUUGGUAUUGUCCUUCAAUAUAAGGAAUUUAUUCAACUCAUUAAUCUCUAUUAAAACCUUUUAAUUGAAUGUACUCUUUGUACUAAUCAUCUGAUUUUGUUCAGAUGGAGUUUUGCUUUAAUAAUAAAAUUUACAAUGGGUUUUUUAUGCUGAAUGUUUAGCAUAAUUCAUACAGACACAUAUCUGUAAAAAAACAAAAAGUGCUCAUUUGUGUGCAUCUUUAAAAUAUCCUUUAGCCUCUUAUAGCCUCAUUCUGCUCAUAGUAAAUCAUAGUAGUGUCAAAUUAAAUAUGAAUGAAUUUUUCUGCAGAUGUCAGUAAUAAAACUAUAAAGAAAGAAAAAGUUGGAAAA